UGCUCUUCCUUAAUAUUCAGUUUGCAUAAGUCAGGACACUUCCAUGUUAAAUUACCAUGAUAUGAACCAGAUCAUUAGCUCAUUUGAUGAGAGUCCCAUGAACUGAACUAACUGUGUCAGAUAAGGGAGACAUACAAAAUGCGCAGAGCGGUGGAUCUCGGGGUCAGGAUUGAAAAAUCACUGCUUUGAAGUGUUUGAUUUAAUAUUUUGUGUUGUUUGUUAUAUCUCAUUUUGAUAAUGUGAGGCAAUAUUGAAAGUGGGAGAAGGUGCAAGUUUUGACUUCCAAAAGUAAUAAAAACUGUAACUCUAGCAUUAUCAGUAAUUUUAUGCUGCUAAUAUUGUUGUUUUUUUCCCGCUAUUCUUUAAUCCCAGCAGCUGUGCAAAAGGUUAUGGUGCAAGAACUUGGAUCUGAAUAAUUUGAGGACAUGUGUGAACCAGCAAUAUUACGGGUAAUUCUUGAUCAGAGCUCCAUUCGCAAACUUCACCUCCCCUCUGGAAUUCCAGAUACCUGUGUGAAGUUGGAGUCAGUAGUUAAAGAGACAUUUCAGAUACAAGGGAACUUUACUCUGCAUUACAAAGACACUGAUUUUGAGGAGUUCUUUUCUCUGACUUCAACAUCUGAGCUUAAAGAUAAAGACACCAUCAAAGUAGUGCAAGUUGAGCCAGUGAUUAUAAAUUUAACAACAAUUGAUAGUUUAGAGUGUGCUGGCCCUUCUACCUCUGAUGCUCAAGUUAGUUCAGAUGACUGUUCAGUUGCCUCUUCAGCUCCUUCAUCAUUUGGCACAUCUGAUGACACCGUAUUGCUCUCCUCUCCAGACAGUCAUGGACAAAGAUCAAAGCCAUGGCCAUCACAGUUUGAAAUUCCAGAGUUUGCCUAUGAAACUGAGCUGGUUCUGCAGUCUGCUAAUGAUGCAUUCAGAAACGAUGGAACCACUCUGAACAAUCCAAGUGUGAAGUCCGAUAUUCUAGAGAAAUUGGCUGAGAAGAUUUUCCAGUUUUGUGCAUAUCCGACCAGCCUGCAAAUUUGCUCAGUUGCAGAAGCAUUGAUCCAAAAGCAUCCUUGCUUAAAGGAGCCUGGGUCAUUCUCCGGAUUCUAUGGAUGGCAAACCAGACUUAAAUUCAAGAUGGGAAACUAUCGGUCAAAAUUGAGAAGUAUCGGUUGCCCAGAACUAACUGUGAAUUCGGCUAAAAAUAAAAGACCUGCUGCUGUAAAAAAACCAAAGAAAGCAGAAAUAAACUACCUCCCUCCACACCCUGCGGGAGCAACUGAACAGAGUCUAGAACAAGAACGGAUGGAGCUUCUUGAUGAUGUCAAGAUAAGGGAUAACUGGAGAAAUAUUAAUCAAAAAAUGUCCAGAACUUUCUCCUACCGUCGUCACGAGAUUGUGGAGAAGGGUCCUUCUAUAGCAAGCAUACAGGAAAGAUGGCCUGCUUUGUUCGACACCUCUCAGGUCAAAGAAGAAUUCAGGAGGUUGACAUCUGUUGAGCUGGAAACAACAUUCAUGGCAAACCUGGACAAACACACGGAUGCACUUAUGACUUUGUUUCGCAACAAGGGAGGAAAUGCUGGACAGCAAAUUAAAGAAAUUUUGAGUACGCUAAACCAGACCAGUCCUGUGGAAAAAUGCAGAGAAGUUGUAAUUCGAUGCUUAAUUGUCUACCUCUCGGAAAAUCCUGAGAAUCUCAUCAAGCAUUAUCAGGAUACUCAUGGGAACGAAGAGGAACUGGAACAGCUCACAUUGAGGAUCGUAACGAAAGGUGGCUCAGCAGAUGAUCCUUUACAGACUGGCGUAAUGCUGGAAGCAUAG
This is a messenger RNA of Pimephales promelas (fathead minnow), 1808 nucleotides long. The record is from RefSeq and is a predicted model, not a curated record. Lineage: Eukaryota; Metazoa; Chordata; Actinopteri; Cypriniformes; Leuciscidae.